Pelodiscus sinensis (Chinese soft-shelled turtle) is the source of this 1939-nucleotide messenger RNA. NCBI's taxonomy places the organism in Eukaryota, Metazoa, Chordata, Testudines, Trionychidae. The record is from RefSeq and is a predicted model, not a curated record.
AUGAAUUCGGUAGAAGGGUAAUUACAGGGAUUGAUCCAAACCUUUUGAGGUUUGUCCAGCCUGGAGGUGUGAGGGAAUCAAUUCCUUGGAAGUAGUGCCAAUGGCAGCUCUCUGACAUUAUUGCAAUAUCAUCUGGGUUAGUGUAGAUGGUCCCCAGUAUAGCCAGGCUGCAGGUGCUGGGACAGACUGCUCUGAGGAAUUCAUGUUAUUAGAGCUAGGACCUGCUCAGGGAACACAGCUCUGGGUCCAGUACUAGCUGGGUUACUGUGGAUGGGACCAUUGUGGGCCCCAGGCAGGUACAUCCUCCAGGAGUUGUCUCAGCACUCCAGCCUGAGGGGUCAUAAGCCACAGUCAGUGUUCACAUGGUCGCUGUAGUGUAGAAAUGUCCUGUGAUGUCUGUCCUGAGCCUGCUCUUGACCUCCCCUGCAGACCAUGCCGUGCCCCACCCCAACCCUCCUUGCCCUCCUGAGCCUGCUCUCCGUGGCUGGCGCUGUGGGUCUGGGGGAGCUGUGCCCGUCUGAGAUUAAUAAGAUCAAGGACCGACUGGAGGUCAACUGCUCCGGGCAAGGGCACAGGGAAGUGCCUCUUCCCCUGCCCAAGAACACCAGCAUCCUGCUGCUCAGCAAAAACCUCCUUUCAUCCGUCUCCACUGCCUCCUUCCAGCACCUCCCUGAGCUGAUUGACCUGGACCUGUCAUACAACGGGCUGAGCGCACUGCAAACUGGGACCCCCAUGCCUUUGCUGCAGGAGCUAGUCCUGUCCCACAAUGCGCUGGAGGUGCUACCCUCACUACGGGGCCUGCCUGCUCUCACCCACCUGGCCCUGGCUCACAACAAUAUUACACAGCUGGCGCCAGGGCACUUCCGGGAUGUGAAGCUGCUGAAGGAACUGAAUCUACGGGGGAACCGGCUGCGGACACUGCCAGAAGAGAUCUUUGAGGGCCUGGCUAAAUUGCAGGACCUGGAUCUGUCCGAUAACACCCUGGAGGAGCUGCCACAGGGGCUGUUGGCUGGGCUGGAACUGGAGACGCUGCGACUGUCAGGAAACCAGCUUCGCACUCUGCCCAGUGGCUUCUUCCCAGAGGAGCACAUGUUCGCCUAUGUCUUCCUGGCAGGGAAUCCCUGGCGCUGUGACUGUGACCUGGCCUAUCUGCAGGGCUGGAUCUCUGAUAAUGAAUUCAGUGUCUACAGGCAGGAGCAGCGGGCAGAUGGGCUGCUGACUGAGAACGAUCCCCGCAGCCCUGUGUGCGAUACGCCCGAUAAAUACAGAGGGAGCCCCGUCCUCGACUUCCAGCAGACCUGCAGACAAGCAGGGGACGUGGACACCAAUGGGGAAUUGGAAGAGCUUGAAGAUUUGAAUAAGGCUGUGUCCUCCAGUACUGUCCCCUCCACCACCUUGCUCCUGUGCCUGCCACUACUGCUCCCUCCGUCACUCUGCCCCAACCACUUCUGAGCACCCCACUAUAGUCCCCUCCACCAUCCUGCACCCAACUACACCGAAGGAGCCCCGUCCUUGAUUUCUAGAGUAUCUGCAGCCUAGAGAUGCAAGUGCCUAGUCGAUUACCCGAUAAGCAAAUGCUUAUUGAAUUGUUGAAUAGUGACUCGACAACUCCCUCCCUCCCCGCCUCCCGGAAAAGAAAGCUUCUCUGUCUACUCCCCACUCUGCUCAGCCUGCAAAUCACUUGCCCUAAGGAUAGAUUAAAGCUGGCAUCCCCUAGAGAGGAAUGCCUCCAUGUCACACUCCCUGGUGCCCUGAGCCAGCCAGUCUCCCACCUGGGGCCAAAUGGAAGCUGAGGGCAAUGCCCCCUAUGGGGGAAAAAUCAUUCAAAUGCACCACUAAACUGUGGAGCACUUUUGGAUUUCUAUUUCUGGUGUAACUAAAGGUGUGUCUACACUGCCGGGGUUAUCUUGAAAUAAGCUAUGCAAAUUGAGCUACAUCA